CAAAUACUGCAGGGGCACUCGAGAUUUUCCUGGGCCUUAACUGCCAUUUUUAGAUAUCCUUCAAAAAUGGCAUUUCCACAAAGAACCAUGAGACAUUCUAUCUCUCUGAUUUUGGCCACCCUGACAGCAUUGUCUGCCUCCGAAGUUAGGAAUGUAGCCCUUUCAGGAGAAGCCUACCAAUCCAGCACAUAUAAUCCCAUUGGAAUUGCUAGGAAUGCUAUUGAUGGUUCUUUGGAAGGUGACUUUUCGAAUGGUUCCUGCACCCACACAAAUAAUGAAAAUAAUCCAUGGUGGAUAGUAGAUCUGCUGGCAGAAUAUGAUGUAUUCUCGGUCAGUAUCACUAAUCGACAAGAUUGUUGUUCAUAUCGGAUAGAAGGAGCUGAAAUCCGGGUUGGGAAUUCCAUAGAAAAUGGAGGCACUACAAAUCCCAGAUGUGCUACAGUCAACGUUUUGGCCCUAGGGCAAACACAAAGAUUUCACUGUGAAGGUUUUCGUGGACAGUUUGUGACUGUUAACCAACCAAUGGGAGGAAUGCUCACACUUUGUGAAGUUCAGGUGUUUGGUCAGCUAACUGAGAUCUCUGAUGAUUUUGAAUCUGAGCGAAGCACAUCAUCCCAGCCACUGUUGGAACUUGACAAAGGAGAACAUUUCCAGAUGUCUGUCCCAAAUGUGGCUCCUAAGGGGAAGGUGUUCCAAUCCAGCACCUAUAAUGUACUUGGAGACCCAGAGAAUGCUGUUGAUGGCUCUAUAAUUGCUGAUUAUAUGCGUGGACACUGCACCCACACGGAGCAAGAAGUUCAACCGUGGUGGACCGUGGACUUGACAGCAGAGUUUCAAAUAUCCAGAGUUAGCAUCACAAAUCGAGAAGACUGCUGUGCAGAACGGUUAAAUGGGGCAGUAAUUCAUAUUGGGAAUUCUCCAGAAAAGGGAGGGAUCACAAAUCCAAGGUGUGCUACGAUCAGCUCAUUGGGGCAAGGGAAAACAGCUGUAUUUGACUGUGGAGAAAUGCAAGGGCAGUAUGUAACUGUGACCAUCCCAGGUGUACGGAUGCUCACGCUGUGUGAAGUCCAAGUGUUUGGCACAAAGGUCAUAUCCUCUGGCUUGGAUACUGCUAAUGAGACAGAGGCCAUGUCUGGAAGAAAGGAAGAAGCAGAAGUUACUUCAGCAAUUGCAAAAUGGACGAAACCAAGAAAACUGCCAAACCUAUGGGAAGACAGUCAGUCUUCUUUAGUUGUCCGCAAUGUGGCCAUUAAUGGACAGGCAUCCCAGUCCACCUCCUACAAUUCCCUAUCAUCCCCUGAACAUGCCAUCGAUGGGUCUACAGAUUCAAAUUUUUUACUUGGGCAUUGUACCCACACAAAGCUAUCCAACAAUCCAUGGUGGAUGGUGGACCUGAGGGGAAGAUUUCGAGUCCUCAGUAUUGUUGUCACUAACAGAGGAGAUUGCUGUGAGGAGCGGAUAAAAGGUGCUGAAAUUCGAAUCGGAGAUUCAAAAGCUAGAGGAGGCACUUCAAAUCCCAGGUGUGCCAUAAUCACCUCACUGGGUUUGGGUGAAACUGGGAAAUAUGAGUGUGACGAAAUGCCUGGACAAUAUGUGACUAUCACCAUCCCACAGAGAUUAGAAUAUCUUUCCUUGUGUGAAGUACAGGUUUAUGGUCAGCGGAUAAUUCCUCCAGUCCGCAAUGUAGCCUAUGAUGGAAAGGCAUACGAGUCCAGCUCCUACGAUUCACUGUCAGCCCCUGAACAUGCCAUUGAUGGUUCUACAGAUGCAUAUUAUUUACGUGGGCAUUGCACCCACACAAAGCUAGAAGUUAAUCCAUGGUGGAUGGUGGACCUGAGGGCCAGAUUUCGAGUACUCAGUGUUGCUGUCACCAACAGAGGAGAUUGCUGUGAGGAGCGGAUAGAAGGUGCUGAAAUCCGAAUUGGAGACUCAAAAGAAAGAGGAGGCAUUACAAAUCCUAGAUGUGCCACAAUUACCUCACUGGGUCCAGGUGAAACUCACAAAUUUGAGUGUGGUGAAAUGCCCGGACAAUAUGUGACUAUCACCAUCCCAGAUACAAACUCUUAUCUAACUGUGUGUGAAGUACAAGUCUUUGCGGAGCGCAUAAUUCCCCCAGUACCCAACGUGGCUCUUAAAGGGAAGGCCUUCCAGUCCAGUCUCUACCACAAACUAGGUCUUGCAGAACAUGCCAUUGAUGGAUCCACUGCAGUUGACUAUUAUCGUGGAUCCUGCACUCACACAGAACUUGAAGCGAAUCCUUGGUGGAUGGUGGAUCUGGGGGCAGAAUUUAAUGUGACAAGUGUUAGUAUUAGCAACCGGGAAGACUGCUGUGCAGAUCGAUUAAAUGUAGCUGAAAUCCGGAUUGGAAAUUCAGAGGAGAAUGGAGGCUUGAUAAAUCCCAGGUGUGCUGUGAUCACCGCAAUUGGUCCUGGAGAAACUGAAAAUUUUGAUUGCAAAGGAAUGAAGGGGCGAUAUGUUACAGUUACUAUCCCCAGAGUUCAGUACCUCACCCUGUGUGAAGUUCAAGUGUUUGGCGUAAAGGCUGAUUCCUCUGAAACCCAGGAUGUCUGAACUUAGAGUCUUCUAAGACUUAGAAGAAGAAAGCAUCAAAUCUAAAUCACUUUGGCAAGGUUUUUGUUUUCUCAAAAAACAAAACAAAACAAACAAACAAAAACACGAACCUAUGGUGCAUUCCACUCCCUUAUGCACAAUGGUUCUCUCCUGCAGAAACGGCCGUUUUCAAAAAUACUCUGCAACUGGGGCUCUUCCCUAUCACACCUUGAGAAUCUUUCUAACAUUGUUUGUGCAUAAACCUUAUUAGCA
This is a messenger RNA of Anolis sagrei ordinatus, 2823 nucleotides long. RefSeq lists its product as uncharacterized. The record is from RefSeq and is a predicted model, not a curated record. Lineage: Eukaryota; Metazoa; Chordata; Lepidosauria; Squamata; Anolidae.